Symbiodinium natans is the source of this 675-nucleotide messenger RNA. The record is from the annotation of a GenBank genome assembly. Lineage: Eukaryota; Dinophyceae; Suessiales; Symbiodiniaceae.
AUGGACAUCACCAACGAUCCCCGUUUCUUCACGGAGAACGUCUUGACUGCGCGGCUCACAGCUUUUGCAAGUCUUGGUGUCGUCGCUGGCCUCAUGGUGCAGAACUCGCUGGAUCAUCUCUUCGCGAUGCAGAAGAGAAUGAACCCCUUCAAAGGCGAUGUCGUCGAUGGAUCCUGUCAGCUUUGUGGAUUCCUCUUGCUUGGCAUCGUCCAAUAUCUCAAUGUCAUUGCCACAUACGUGGGUGUGGCGCAGCCUUAUCACACAAUUCGGCUUAUGACUGCAGGCCCUGCAGGAUUCGAAGCCUCAGCUUGCUAUUAUCUGAAUCCAAACAUUAGCACGUGGAGACACUUUGCGGUGUCCAUGGCGUUGAUAUCCUUGCCCAUUUUCUUGGCAAGCAGCGGGCUGCGUAUGAUCGUGAAGUUCGAUCGGGAAAACUACGACUUCCCGGAUCCGACACGGAACUCCUCAUCUACCUUUGAUAAAGCUCUUGGUUGGGGCAUGUGUGUAUACUUCUUGGUGAUGGCCGCGACUGUACUCUACGUCCAUCGCUUGCACUUCAAAGUCUUCGAUGAAAAGUAUGAGCGCGUGAAGCCGAGCCUUUUUCAACACCGCGAGGUCCUGGACGUGAUGAGCUCCAGAAUAUUCGGCUCUGGCAGGAUUCGAAAGACGGGUUAG